AUGGCUUUCUUACAAGUUGGCGGUGCUUCAAGCAUAAGCGUCUCUGAGCAAAUCAAACAGGAGAUUCAACGGUUCGAAAGCGUUCAUCCUUGCAUUUACGCCAUUUAUGAUCUCGUCGAGCUGAUUUCGGAUUCGCUGAUCGCUCAGCAGAUACGCGACAGCGUUGUCUCAAUCGAAGACAUCGAUUUCCCAUCACAGUUUUUGCCACCGCCAUUGGUCGAAAUUGAAGUCAUGGUGAUGAACCAGGUGCCAAUGUCCCUUACGCUUGUGAACGAGUUAAGCGUUUUGCAGCUGCGGUACUAA
Molecule: messenger RNA, 303 nt
Organism: Soboliphyme baturini
Lineage: Eukaryota; Metazoa; Nematoda; Enoplea; Dioctophymatida; Soboliphymatidae
Source: the annotation of a GenBank genome assembly